CUGCAGCCAUUUUUUGAGUGCGAAUCAGUCUUGCUCAGGAGCGCGUCUUACUGACUUACGCCCAGAAACCGACCGAAAGAUAUUAAGAAGCAAGUCAUUCUUGCUGACCGACUCGCGAAUGUCGAUUCUAUUUGGGCCCCAGUCGGGCCACUUCCGAUAAACUACAUACCAGUCACCGACGUAUGCAGCGCAAUAGCAUUCGUCCUCUCAAUGGUCACCCCUCCACACCCAGAAGAUGACUGGCUUUCGAUUGCAGCCAUUUUUGUUCACUUCUGCCGCGUCGCAAGUAGAGAAGAUCGUCCCAAGACCGUCCAUAUUAUCUGGCAGACCGCCAACGAGCAACGAUUUCCGGCUCGUAAGCGACCACUCAUUCUAGUUGACGAAGUCAUCAAAGCUGCCCAAGCAACAAGCGCUCAUCCUGCACGUGAUGGCAACACCGCAGGCCCAUCUCCGAAAGGCAGUGUGUCUGUUUUCCGUGCGCAGAAAAUCGAUGAAUUGCUCGAUGCCACGACUGGUGGGGCAUGGCGAGAAUGGCCACUCACAAUGAAACCAAUGAGCCCUCGGACGCCAAUGACUGUGCGUUCAUUCGAAGAACGAUCGAUCGAAGCAGCUUUCCCUCACUGUCGUUGCAGUGCGAUGAUACCUACAUUCUUCGCCAUCAAUCAACGUCGUCCUGUUUCGGCUCUGGCGUUCAACUUCAAAAACUUCCAUGAGCUUUUACGUCAAUUCAAACGUGAAGAAAUACACUACUCGGCGUUGUGCGAAGCUGUACUGCCGGCGUGCAAAGCGUGUCACCGUGUGAUGAAACAGAUCGGGCUUGACUAUACUGAUGUUGCACUCAGUUCCACGAUACCGAAGGAAUUGCUUGCAAGUGAAUAUGACCUCGAAGAUGACGUUGACGAAGAUUACGAAGUUGUCGACCGAAAUCAAUCCGACUCUGACGAGCGGUACGAUAGCCCUUUAACACCUUCGCCAUCACCACCACGCAAUUAUGAGCCUUACCCGUCCCAUCCCCCAGCCCACCCCCAGAACCAAUCUCUCAGCGUUCUUAACCCUCGUUAUCCCCAUUCACCGACCCAAGCGCCCCUGCCAAUUUCUAAACUAUACCCGCCCUCCCCAUCUCCCAGCCCGCCUAAAACUCUCCAGGCCGCUCCCGCUGAAGUUCCUAAAAGUCUGAAAACCCCAGUUGUUAACCGUUCCUGGAUGCGCUCAUCCCCAGUAGCCAGCCAGCAACUGACCGAAACAAUCACGGCCAAAGGCAGAAAAGUGGCACCCUUGAUAAUGCCGCCUCCGCCACUUCCACAUGGUAAUGGCGCCAAUAAUAGACCAUCUUCCCCUCAGCCUCAGGUGCCUCAGGCUCAGGCUCAGGCCCCGCCGAAGUCAUCCGCUGCGAAACGUCACCCCAAUGGAACCGUCAGUCCGCCCUCGUCCCCAAGUCCUCCCCCUAAUGUUGUUCAGCAGCAGCAGGCUCAGGCCCGGCAGACCGCACAUUACCCAUGGUUCCUAUUCCCUACCUCGUUCACUCAGCAACAAGCCUUAGCCUACCCACAUCAUUUCCGACAACAACCGGCCCCUGCAUCACCGCAACGCAUGGCGCAGCAACCUUAUGACAUGAAGAUGAUGUUGCCGACUCAGUUCAUGCAUGCUCAGCCUUCAGCUGCAUACGCGCAACGGGGAGCAAGUGCCCAGCAGCAGGAGUGGCAAGAACAACAACCGUCACAGCCGCCACGCCCUCAGAAUCGUGCGCGAUACGCUUAUUCCGUGGCUCCUACCUCUGGGCCACUUCAAUUCAUGCCUGCUCCUCCUGACCACCAAGCCUACUUCACUCAUGCGUUGGCCCUCGUACCUGUUGGUCAUGGCUCACGUCCGCAUCCGGUACCUCCCCUGCCGACGGCUGUCCCUCCACUUACUGUCGAGCCCCGGAAGUCAUACCGCCCGCCCCAGCAGCUUCCAUUUCACCUGUGCCAGUGGAAAGCCCUACACCCCUGACUCUCGCCUUAUCCACCGAUUCCGAGCCCCCGACUCGCCCGCCUUCAGUUCCUUCUUAUAUCGAGUCUGCUCCACCUACUCGACCACCUUCAGUUUCUCCUCCUCCACUGCCACCGAAGGACACUUCGUUUAUGCGGGC
Cantharellus anzutake is the source of this 2128-nucleotide messenger RNA. RefSeq lists its product as uncharacterized. The record is from RefSeq and is a predicted model, not a curated record. The transcript is spliced from 4 exons. The coding region runs from base 211 to 1989 and encodes 592 amino acids. Lineage: Eukaryota; Fungi; Basidiomycota; Agaricomycetes; Cantharellales; Hydnaceae.